ACAGUAGUUGCUUUUUUAUCAACAUGUUGAAAUUUGUGAUUUUGUUGUCGGCUAUUGCCUGCGCUUUGGGGGCUGCCAUUCCUGAGGGAAUGGUCCCUGAAUUGGAUGGUCGCAUUGUUGGUGGUGUGGCUACCACCAUUAGCUCCUAUCCUUGGCAAAUCUCCCUCCAACGUAGUGGUUCUCAUUCUUGCGGUGGUUCCAUCUACAAUUCUAAGAUCAUAGUAACUGCUGCUCACUGCUUGCAAUCCGUCUCUGCAUCUGUGUUGAAGGUUCGUGCCGGUUCUUCCUACUGGAAUUCCGGUGGUGUUUUGGUGAGUGUUGCUGCUUUCAAGAAUCACGAAGGUUACAACUCCAAUACCAAAGUUAACGACAUUGCCGUCAUCCGUUUGAGCUCAUCUUUAACCAUGUCCUCCAGCAUCAAAUCCAUCGCUUUAGCUACAUCUGCUCCCGCUAAUGGUGCUGCUGCUACCGUCUCCGGUUGGGGUACUACCUCGUCUGGUGGUAGCAUUCCCGCUCAAUUAAGAUACGUCAACCUUAAGAUUGUAGGCCGCACUCAAUGUGCUUCUUCCACCUAUGGUUAUGGUAGUCAAAUCAAGUCCAGCAUGUUGUGUGCCUACACUGUCGGCAAGGACUCUUGCCAAGGUGAUUCUGGUGGCCCUCUAGUGUCCGGUGGUGUAUUGGUUGGUGUUGUCUCCUGGGGCUAUGGAUGUGCAUACACCAACUACCCUGGUGUGUAUGCUGAUGUAGCUGCUCUCCGCUCCUGGGUUGUCAGUGCAGCUUCUUCCGUUUAAAUUUGAUUGUAAAUAAAGAUUUUAAA
Molecule: messenger RNA, 817 nt
Organism: Calliphora vicina (urban bluebottle blowfly)
Lineage: Eukaryota; Metazoa; Arthropoda; Insecta; Diptera; Calliphoridae
Product: trypsin alpha-4-like
Exons: 1
Coding region: 24-791 (255 amino acids)
Biological process (GO): proteolysis
Molecular function (GO): serine-type endopeptidase activity
Source: RefSeq, a predicted model, not a curated record